Messenger RNA from Akanthomyces muscarius, 687 nucleotides. RefSeq lists its product as uncharacterized. The coding region runs from base 1 to 687 and encodes 228 amino acids. NCBI's taxonomy places the organism in Eukaryota, Fungi, Ascomycota, Sordariomycetes, Hypocreales, Cordycipitaceae. The record is from RefSeq and is a predicted model, not a curated record. The transcript has 3 exons.
AUGUCUGCUUUUUUCUUGCCAUCUCACAAACAUUAUAGGUAUUUCACAAAUGUCCAGCAUACAGGGCAGCGAAGAAUGACGCCAGCCAUGAAUGAACGCAACCGUACCAUCAGCGCCUCUCACCACCACCACGGCCACCACCCGCCACCGCUGCAGCGCGCGCGGGCCGGCACAGCCAGCGCGUCGGCGCCAGCAUACCAGUCGUCGUCCCACGCCCAGGCGGCGCCCACCACCUCGCGAGACAGGACGAACCUCUUCCGCAGCCAUCUGACCAGACGGCCCACGGGCGCCGCAGCGAGCAGUUCUUCCGCUUCGUCGGCGACUGCAGCGGCGGCGACAGCGGCGCAGGUCGACGCGGCGCGUCUGGCGGCCGAGGAGCAGCAGCUUCUCCACGCAGAGCUCUGCGAGAUUGUGGUGCGCAACCAGAAUGGCGACAUCGAUCUCGAGGGCUCGCCGGUGGUGUCGUUUGAUGACAUCGAUGAGAUGGCGCUAGAAGCGCGCCAAGAAACAGAACAUGAGCGGCAGAGAUUGGCUGAAGCUGUGAAGCAGCAUCGCAUUAACCAUACUACCGUCCCUGACCAGCCUGAAGAGCUGCUUGAGGCUGUCCGCGCAAGUCUGCGUGCCAAGGUUGACGCUUUGGCGGAAGACGACUGGAUGUUUGAGCCCGGAGAACCACCGCGAGGCUGA